AGGGUGAAAGAGUAAUAACAAAAAGUAAAAAAGAUCCCGGAACACUUGCCCUACGAAUCUAGAAGAGAGAGCGUGUCUUCACGCUUUACAGUUAAGUCCGGUAGGUGUGAGAGAGAGGAAGCGUAUGGAGGGAGAGACUGGGAGACGAUCGGAGACGACGGAAUUAGGGGAUGUGGAAGAAGCGGCGUUCGCAGGUGGCAGAGGAGAUGGCGAUGGUGGAGGCGGCAGCGCGGGAGAAGGAGAUGCGGCGAGGUUCGUUGGGGAAGGGACGAGGGGAAGGGGAGGGAAAGAGCGAAUCAAAGGGCCGUGGUCGCCGGAGGAGGAUGUUGUGUUGAGUGAGCUUGUUGAGAAGUUUGGAGCGAGGAAUUGGAGCUUGAUCGCACGAAGUAUUCCUGGUCGGUCAGGCAAGUCUUGUCGUCUUCGGUGGUGUAACCAGCUCGAUCCAUCCGUUAAACGCAAUUCCUUCACUGAGGUAGAGGAUCAGGCUAUCAUCACAGCACAUGCCAUCCAUGGAAACAAAUGGGCUGUGAUUGCGAAGCUCCUCCCAGGAAGAACAGAUAAUGCUAUCAAGAACCACUGGAACUCCACUCUAAGACGUCGAUAUAUGGACAUUGAAAAUCCGACGACGAAUAUAGGAACUGGAAACUUAGUCCCGGAAGAUACUGGAUUUGACAGAACGACGAAUACGAUAGCUUCAUCAGAAGAAACUUUCUCUUCAGGAGGUGGUGGCCACGCAACUACUCCACUUGUAUCUUCAGAAGGAAAAGAAGCCACCUCCAUGGAAAUGUCUGAAGAACAAUGCGUAGACAAAACAAACGGGGAAGGCAUUUCUAGGAAAGAAGGUAAUGAUCCUCCAACGCUUUUUCGCCCUGUAGCUCGGCUCAGUUCUUUUAAUGUUCGCAAUCACAUAGAAGGCUUCUCCUCUCCACAUAUGCACGAAAAAAAUCAGUUCCAAUCAUCUAAGCAAGACACUGCAAUGCUAAGAUUGCUUGAAGGAGCUUACAGCGAAAAGUUCGUGCCUCAGAAAUGUGGACGUGGUUGUUGCAGCAACGAUCCCGUUGGUAUUUAUCAGCAAGACUCAUUGCUUGGUCCAGAGUUUGUGGAUUACUUAGACCCACCGACGUUUCCGAGUUACGAACUAGCUGCUAUAGCAACAGAUAUAAGUAGCCUCGCUUGGCUGAGAAGUGGUUUAGAGAGCAGCAGCGUGAGGGCGAUGGAGGAAGCAGCUGGUCGGUUAAGGCCUCAAGGCUCAAGGGGACAUCGAGAUCAUUAUCUUGUAUCUGAACAGGGGAAGAACAUAACCAACGUACUGUCCACAUAAAAAUGGCAGAACAAAAACAGAGGCCAUGAGAUUUUUCUUUAUUUUUUCUUUGAGGUUUCUUACUUGAUUUCUCCCCCUCUCUCUUUGAUCUCAGAGAGCUUGAGUUUUACUUGUAAUCGAAGUUGUGAUGUAAUUGAGUAGAAAUAGUGUCUUUAGUUCUGAAAUUGAGCAUCUUCAACUUCCUUGCGACUCGUAUGGCUUCUGCGUAUACCAUUUCAUGAUGGUUAUUUCACUUUGUAACAUGCUUUCACAAGAAGCCGACAUU
Molecule: messenger RNA, 1586 nt
Organism: Eutrema salsugineum
Lineage: Eukaryota; Viridiplantae; Streptophyta; Magnoliopsida; Brassicales; Brassicaceae
Product: transcription factor MYB1
Exons: 2
Coding region: 125-1321 (398 amino acids)
Biological process (GO): regulation of DNA-templated transcription
Cellular component (GO): nucleus
Molecular function (GO): DNA-binding transcription factor activity, RNA polymerase II-specific; RNA polymerase II cis-regulatory region sequence-specific DNA binding
Source: RefSeq, a predicted model, not a curated record